Molecule: messenger RNA, 600 nt
Organism: Camarhynchus parvulus
Lineage: Eukaryota; Metazoa; Chordata; Aves; Passeriformes; Thraupidae
Product: leucine-rich repeat and fibronectin type-III domain-containing protein 3-like
Source: RefSeq, a predicted model, not a curated record
AUGAUCCCGGCGCCCAGCUCGUCGUUCUCGCUGUCGGACCUGGCGCCGGGCCGGCACUACGAGCUGUGCGUGCUGGCCGUGUUCUCGGAGGCGCGCAGCUCGCUGCCGGCCACGCGGCCCCUGGGCUGGGAAAUGGGCAAAACAGGGACAGAUGAUCCCGGCGCCCAGCUCGUCGUUCUCGCUGUCGGACCUGGCGCCGGGCCGUCACUACGAGCUGUGCGUGCUGGCCGUGUUCUCGAGGCGCGCAGCUCGCUGCCGGCCACGCGGCCCCUGGGCUGCGCCCGCUUCUCCACGCGCGCCGCCGCGUGCCGCUCGCUGCAGCCGCAGUUCCUGGGCGGCACCAUGAUCAUCGUCAUCGGCGGCAUCAUCGUGGCCUCGGUGCUCGUCUUCAUCUUCAUCCUGCUGAUGAAGUACAAGAUCCACAACAACCAGCCCAAGGCCAAGGGCAAGUCCCACGUGUGCUCGCAGACCAACGGCGGCUCCGUGGGCAGGUCCAGCUCCUCCAAGCUGGAGCAGCUGGAAUGUUCCGGAACGGCGGGGAAGGGCAGGGCGGGGGAGUGGGAGGGCGAGAAAGGGGAGGGGGCGGAGGUGGGGUCGUGA